Molecule: messenger RNA, 931 nt
Organism: Racocetra persica
Lineage: Eukaryota; Fungi; Glomeromycota; Glomeromycetes; Diversisporales; Gigasporaceae
Source: the annotation of a GenBank genome assembly
AACUUUAUACAGAAACAUCCCAAUAUCGUAACUGGCGUUUCUCAAAAGCAAAGUUACAAGAAACUCGUGAAAAUAACCACAUAGUAGCUGUAGAAAGAGUAAAGAAAAAGGUGUUAGAAGAAUCAAUCUUACAAAAGCAAACUUCAGAUGCUUCUUCUGCAUACAGUGAUCAAACAGAAAGUGUAUCUUCGUCAGAGAUUGAAUAUUUAACUUUGGAAGAUGAGUUGGCAUUAUGUAAUUUUUACGAAACUCGGAUACCUCUAAUGGCAAAUCACUUUCCAAAAGAAGUUAUCGAGAAUAAAUUCACUGACAAAGUAAAAGCAACUGCGAUAACUUUUGCCAAAAGAUUCUAUUUGCGAAAUACUGUAAUGGAUUACCAUCCUAAAGAAAUCAUUGUUACUUGUCUGUUUCUCGCUGCCAAAGUUGAACACUCUUUCGUUGCUAUUGAGGAAUUUACCAAGGUGUUCGAAUUUCCUAAAGAAACGAUAUUUGAACUCGAACUUGUAGUUUCACAAAGUUUGAGAUAUGAAUACGCGGUUCACCAUCCAUAUUUAGCUUCAUUUGGAUUAUUUCUAGAUAUGCAGAAUUUCAUAAAGGAUAUCCCUAAAAUCAAGUUACUAUACGAGAAAUCUCUUGAAUUUGUCAAUAAAUCUCUUUUUACUGAUUGUAUGUUUAUUUACCAACCAUCACAAAUUGCCUUGGCUACGCUGAGAAUGGCCGCUAAACAAGAUAAUUAUGACUUGGAAAAAAUCUAUCUCCAGUUUAAAUUCAAGUCUGAUCCAAAAGAAAAAGUUAUUGAACUUUAUAAGAUACUUGACGAAAUUGAAGAUACAAUUAAUAGUCACGUAAACGUAAUUGUUGAGCAAGCAAAGGAAAUUGAUGCUCACUUGCACAAGUGUAAAAACCCGGAGAAAAAUCCGAAUAGUGCUAU